Suillus fuscotomentosus is the source of this 603-nucleotide messenger RNA. RefSeq lists its product as uncharacterized. The transcript has 4 exons. Lineage: Eukaryota; Fungi; Basidiomycota; Agaricomycetes; Boletales; Suillaceae. The record is from RefSeq and is a predicted model, not a curated record. Bases 103 to 603 code for a protein of 166 amino acids.
CCAACUUGACCGCUACAUUCUUUUUACCCUCAGCGUCCUGUAUCAUUCAAUUUCGUAGCAGUACACUCUUUGAAAAGAGAAAACACUCAUUCACCUUUUAAAAUGCCUCCCCGUCCAUCUGAGAUAGCUGCUCAGAAGAGGAAUGCUAAAAAGAAAGAGAAAGUAGCGGCGAGACAAGUGUCUUCCGGCGCUGAGGUCGUAACCCCAGACAUAGCUGAUGACAUCGCAGAUAGCAAGCUGCAACGGUCUUCAAAGAAAAAAGCACUGGAGCGCAAAGGUGAGCGCCUAAACCCAUAUUGUGCAAAAAAAUUAUGCUACAUACCUAUGUUUGCAACUGUUAUCUAUGCCAUACUGAUGGACUGGAGGAGCGGCAAUCCACCGUCGAGCUCUCAAGUCAAAUCAUUCAAUGCUACUGUCUACAUUAGCGUUUACAAAGCCCAUGAAGCAACCCUCACUCGGAUCUUUGAAGGCGGUAAAAAGAAGUAUCAUGCGCUGAUGGCACGGCUUUACAAGGCUGUCUGUGUGUCGGACAAUGUGUUGCUGCCAUCUGGUGCGCUGAGCAACUUCGACUACCUCGAUCUCAGUGCAAUGUCCGAGGAUUGA